AUGGUGUUUUCGUCGUGCAGGCCGUCGCUCCGAUAUUCCAAGCUCUGCUCGCCUUGCCGCGCCGCCUGCGCCAUGGGUGACAUCGAGGGAGGUUCUUGCGCAACGAUGUGCUUUGAAGCCGACGGGGUGCACACCAAGGAACAGUUGAUCUACAAAGGUCAAGGCAUGGGAAGCUACUCGCAGGUCUCCAGCAUGGAAAUGGUUGGAAAGGGGAGGGGCGACUUUGAGAAGGAACGGGUUCAGGUGGCUUCAGGUUCGAAGCUUCGACUCCCCUGCAUCGGUGCCGCGGUGUUUGCCGUCGUCCUUCUCCUGGCCAUUGGGAUUUGGCGGCUGUUGCCUCCCACGGGCGCCUCCGACCCUUGUAUGUCGCGCUCCGCUGUUGGCAGUGGCAUGACAACAAACUUGAUGGCGCACUGUUGUUCCAUGGGCCAUCAGCAAUUCUGUGCUCAUAGCCCCGUCCCGAAACCACAAGUGCACGUCGACGACCAGUACUACACCCAAGUGAGGGAUGUCCCGGUGCCACACGUGGUGCCUGUGCCGGUGCCCCCUCCUCCAAGACAAGUGAUCGAACACAAGGUCUACGUGCAUCACAGCGCUUUUGAUUGUGAUGCUGGUUCUGUAGAUUGGAAGCAUCAAUGGUCUGGCGAACAACAACGCUAUUGUUGCUACAAGAGCCACAUUGCUUGCACAACCAAGAUUAACGUCCGGCCGCAUUUCCACACAAUCACGCAUUACAAGACCCAGACCGUGCCUGUGCAUGUGGCAAUUCCAGCGCCGCCAGCACAAGUGGUCAACCACGUAGUGAAUGUGCCAAUCCACGACCCCCCACGCAUGAUCCGGGUCCCUGUGCCAGGGCAGCCGAAUGUGGUGCCCAAGUAUGUGCAUCAGAAGCACUAUGUGCCUGUGCCAGAGGCCAGCCCUCCCACCUAUCAUUCCGUGCCUGUGCCUGUGCCUGUGCGAGAGCCAGGCCAUGUGAUCCCCGUGCCUGCCCCGCUGCCAUCUCAGACAGUGGUCAGGAACAAGGUGAUCUACAAGACCAGACAUGUGAAGAUGGGGCAUGUUGGUCAUGAAGUUGUUCAUGUCGUGCAUCAUUGGGGCGGCUCCCACCACUCGGGCGGCAGCUACCAAGGUGCGGGUGACAACUUCCAUGGUGACAACGUCCAUGUGGUGCAUCACUAUGGCGGCUCCUACCACUCGGGCGGCAGCUACCACGGUGCGGGUGACAACUUCCAUGGCGACAACGUCCGUGUGGUGCAUCAUUAUGGCGGCUCCUACCACUCGGGCGGUAGCUACCACGAUGGUGGUGCGGAGUUCGAUGGUGGCAGCACCCAUGCAGUACAUCACUACAGCAGUGGUGGUGGUUCAUACCAUGCUGGUGGGGCUGUGGAACAGUUCAGCAGCCAUUCCGGAAGCUUCCACCAUGAUUUCCACUGA
This is a messenger RNA of Durusdinium trenchii, 1434 nucleotides long. NCBI's taxonomy places the organism in Eukaryota, Dinophyceae, Suessiales, Symbiodiniaceae. The record is from the annotation of a GenBank genome assembly.